UUGUUAUUAAGAAAUCGAAAUAAAUUCAUACAAAAUUUUUAAACAACAUGAACAUUCUGUUAAGGGUCAUUUGUUGCUUCCUCCUAAUCGAAGGCCUACAAUCUCAAGAGGAUCAGAUUCCUAAUGUAGAAGACAUUAUACGACCUUGGCCGGCUUGUGACGGUUUAGAGGGAGUAAUGUUACCUCAUCCUAACGAUUGCCGACGAUACUAUAUAUGCCAUUAUGGUCUUGCUAAAGUUCAAUGGUGUCCAGAUAAUUUACAUUGGAAUGCUUUAGCGAAUCGAUGCGAUAAUCCGGAAGUUGCAAACUGCGUAAAUAACAAUCACAAAAUUCAGGUCACAAAGGUCAGGAAAGUUUUGCAACCGCAUCCUUCGGUAAAUGAAGAAAAUCGUAUAAAAGAAAACGACUGCCAGCUAUGCAAUGAUUUGUGUGCACAGAGCAAUCAAAGGUAUCUACCGUAUCCUGGCGAUUGUCAUAAAUUUAUACAAUGCAAUGGGCAUAUAGGUUACAUUAACACCUGCCACGAUUUGUAUUGGAAUGCAAAAUUAACUGCUUGCUAUGGCUAUUGUGUACCAAAUUAAAUUAAAAUUAACGAUGAGAACAUUUUUUAAUUUAAUCCAUUAUAAUACUGAAAUAAUUAAAAUUAUAUUUUUUAUUCGUUUCACACUGCUGUUAAAGGAUAGAUUUGUGAUAAACUUAUCUAAUCGCUAUCUUA
Molecule: messenger RNA, 715 nt
Organism: Glossina fuscipes
Lineage: Eukaryota; Metazoa; Arthropoda; Insecta; Diptera; Glossinidae
Product: peritrophin-1-like
Exons: 2
Coding region: 48-581 (177 amino acids)
Cellular component (GO): extracellular region
Molecular function (GO): chitin binding
Source: RefSeq, a predicted model, not a curated record